AAAAUCCAAAUAUCAAAGAUUUCGUCAAAUAAAGAUUAUUUAAAUAAAUACAAAAUCCAAGAUAUUCUCAAUUAUUAAGAAACCAUUCUUCCUUGUUUUUUCCGAUUCGUGAAACCAGAAUUGAUUGGAUAGAAUCUUUUAUAGCACAUUCGUUUUAUUAAUCAUGGCUAUGGUUCUAGAUGCUGUUGUUGGGAAAUUAGUUGAAGAACUAAUGAGUUCAGUUGUUGACAUGAAGAACAAAGCUUUGAAGUUCAAACCAACUCUAGAUAGAUUAGAAGCUACACUUCAAUCAUUAGGACCAUUGAUCAAUCAAAUAGAUGAACUCAAGAAGAAAUUGGAUCAUUCACCCAAUGAAACAAAAACACUGAUCAAACAAAUGAAAGAUGGAAAAGAACUUGUUCUAAAAUGUUCUAAUGAAGACAAAAUCCAGUGGUGGAAUUGUUGUUACAAAAAAGCACAGUAUCAAGAACAACUUGAAGCAUUGGAUGAAGAGAUUAAAAGAUUCUUUGGUCUUGAUAUGAUAGCUCAAGGUGCAGUGACUGGAUUGGAAACACUUUUGGAGAUUAAAGAGUUUCGUGCUGAAUUUAGUAAGGCUAAUGUUGGGAGAAGUGAAAGAGUUGAAUUAAGAGGUGUUUGUUUGCCACCUCAACCACCUGGUUUUAUUGUUGGGUUGGAUGGUCCUUUGAAUGAGUUGAAGAUGAGAUUGUUGAAGGAUGAGGUUAGUGUUUCUGUUGUUACUGUUACUGGUUCUGGUGGUUCGGGGAAAUCUACGUUGGCCAAAAGGUUUUGUUGGGAUGAAGAAGUUAAAGGUAAAUUCAAUGAAAAUAUUUUCUUCAUUACCUUUGCAAAAACACCAAAGCUGAAUACUAUAGUGCAGAAGCUGUAUCAACACACUGGUUACUAUGUUCCGGAUUUUCAAAACGAAGAAGACACGUUUAACCAAUUGGAACAUUUGAUGAAACAAGUUGUGAAGAAAGGACCAAUAUUGUUAGUCCUAGACGAUGUUUGGCUAGGGUCAGAAUCACUUGUUGAUAAUUUUGUGUUUGAGAUUCCAAACUACAAGAUUUUGGUGACAUCAAGAUUUGCAAUUGGAAGAUUCGGUCAUCCAUUCGUCUUGAAACCUCUUUCUGAAGCACAUGCUAUAAAUCUGUUUAAACAUUCAGCAUCCUUAACUAAGAGCACCUCAGAUGUUCCUGAUGAUGUUGUGAAAGAGAUAGUAAGAGGGUGUAGCGGUUCUCCCUUGGCACUUCGAGUGAGUGGCAGAUCGUUAAUUAACGAACAACUGAUAGUUUGGCUUAACAGAGCUAGGGAAUUAUCAGCUGGUAGGUCAAUUCUUGAUUCUAACAAGGACGUGCUUUCUUGUCUCCAAAAGAGCUUAGAUGUUUUGGAUCCUAUGUCCAUGGAGUGUUUUAGGGACCUUGGCUUAUUUCCUGAAGAUCAAAGGAUUCCUGCUGCUGCCCUUAUUGAUAUGUGGGCUGAACUAAGGAAUGAUGAUGAUGCAAGUGCAAUGGAGAGGAUUUAUAAACUAGUCAACCUCAACUUGGCAGAUAUUAUUGUUACAAGGAAAGUUGCAAGUGGCACAAUUGACUACAACUACCAUUAUGUUACACAACAUGGUCUUCUUCGGGAUCUAGCCAUUCGAGACAAUAGCCAAGAGGCAGAGGAUAAGAGGAAUAGACUCAUAAUUGACACAAGUGCAAAUAAUCUUCCUUCGUGGUGGACUUCUGAGAAUGAGUAUCACAUUAAAGCUCGCAUAUUAUCCAUAUCAACUGAUGAAAUAUUCACUUCAAAAUGGUGUAACUUACAACCAACAGAAGUUGAGGUUUUAGUGUUAAACCUUAGAGAAAAGAAGUUUGCACUACCAAUGUUCAUGAAAAAAAUGAAAAAGCUAAAAGCUUUGAUAAUCACAAAUUACGACUUCUUUCCAGCUGAAUUAGAGAAUUUUGAGGUGCUCGAUCAUCUAUCGAAUCUCAAAAGAAUCAGAUUAGAGAAAGUUUCAGUUCCUUUCCUUGGAAAAACUGUAUUACAAUUGAAGAAUCUUCAGAAGUGCUCUUUUUUUAUGUGCAAUGUGAAUAAAGCAUUUGAAAAUUGCACAAUAGAAGAUUCAGAAAUGCUACCAAAUUUGAUGGAAAUGAAUUUUGACUAUUGUGAUAUGGUGGAAUUACCAAAUGUGAUUUCCAACAUUGUAUCUCUAAAGAAGCUUAGUAUUACAAAUUGUCAUAAGCUUUGUGCACUUCAUGAAGGAAUUGGAAAAUUGGUCAAUUUGGAAUCACUUAGGUUAAGUUCAUGCAGUGGUUUAUUAGAGUUACCAAACUCAAUCAGAAAUCUUCAUGUGCUCAAGUUUCUUAACAUUUCUGGAUGCAUAAGCCUUAGUCAAUUACCUGAGAACAUUGGUGAGUUGGAGAAAUUAGAAAAGCUUAAUAUGAGAGGUUGUUCAAAUAUAAGUGAAUUACCAUCCUCAGUUAUGGAACUUGAAGGAUUAAAGCAUGUGGUAUGUGGUGAUGAAGAGACUGCUGAAAAAUGGGAACCUUACAAAAAUAUCCUUGGUGAUUUAAAGGUAGAGGUUGUUCAAGAAGAUUUCAAUUUAAAUUUUCUUUACAAUUAACAGUGAGGAUAUUUGGGACUUGACUGCAUGUGGUAAUUGUGGAUUUCUUUACAUUUUUGGAGUCAUUGAUUAAGUGAUUUUUACUUUAUACUUGUGUACUUUAUUAUACUUAAGAAAUGUGAUGCCUAACAAAAUUCCAAUAAUAGUCCCAUUUAAUUUUCA
Molecule: messenger RNA, 2767 nt
Organism: Medicago truncatula (barrel medic)
Lineage: Eukaryota; Viridiplantae; Streptophyta; Magnoliopsida; Fabales; Fabaceae
Product: probable disease resistance protein At5g66900
Exons: 6
Coding region: 164-2605 (813 amino acids)
Molecular function (GO): ADP binding
Source: RefSeq, a predicted model, not a curated record